Molecule: messenger RNA, 630 nt
Organism: Penicillium alfredii
Lineage: Eukaryota; Fungi; Ascomycota; Eurotiomycetes; Eurotiales; Aspergillaceae
Product: putative SNF7 family protein Fti1/Did2
Exons: 2
Coding region: 1-630 (209 amino acids)
Biological process (GO): late endosome to vacuole transport; endosome transport via multivesicular body sorting pathway; protein transport
Cellular component (GO): ESCRT III complex; multivesicular body
Source: RefSeq, a predicted model, not a curated record
AUGGUUCGCAAAGAUCCCAUCUUCGAAGCCCGUACCAAUGUCAAAUUACAUUCCAACCGACUCAAGAAGGAGGCUGCGCGGGCCGAGACGACCUUCAAGGCCGAAAAGGCCAAAGCCGACAAGGCGAUGAAGAAUCGCGAGUUCCAGAUCGCCCGCAUCCACGCCGCUUCGGCCGUCCGCGAGAAACGACGGCAAGUCACCCUCAAAUCCGAAGCCGCCCGUGCCGAUGUCAUCAUCAACGAGCUCAAGGCCGCUCAGAGCACCCGCGACACUUCCCGGACUCUCGCGCUGGCCUCGCGGGGCCUGGACGCUGCAUCCAAGAGCGUCAACCUCGAGCAUUUGGUAUCGCACGCCAACAACUUCCUCGCGCGGUCGGAAGACUUCAAGAUCGCCAGUAGUGCGAUCGAGGAUGUUGCACAGGGAGUCUCGAUGCAGGAGUACGGGGCGGAGGGCGAGACAGAGGUCGAUCGUCUCAUGGAGCAGCUGGCGGAUGACGCCGGCGUGGACAUGCGCAUGACCCUGGAGGCCGACAACGCCCCCAAAGAGGACGUCAAAGAAUCCAAGCAACCCGAAACCGAGGUCGAGGACGGGCUGGGAGCGCGACUGCGAGCAUUGCGGGCUGCAAAUUGA